CUCGCGUAUUUUAAUGAACCAAAGGGAGAUUAAUGGACGGACGGAGUUCUAAGCUAGUUUUAUUGAAAAAAUCUAUUAAAAUCUUGUUUCAAUACAGAACAUUACAAUAAAAAAAUAUGUGCUUAAUACAGUGUUUUACGACUACAAAUGUCUAAUGCUUUACACAGUUUUCUGAAUGCGUAUUAGAAUCGUUCAUAGUUGUUUACAUUUUCUCAAAAAUAAUGUUUAGCUAAUUUGAGCGAAAAACAUGUAUAGGUGGAUCUCAGUUUGUGUAGCACCCUUAUGUCUAUCCUUGGUGUGGUACUUUCCAUUUAUCUGGUGUCUGUUCUAUUUAUUGUGUCUUAGUUUAUUCAUAGUGAUAGCAGUUUUUGCGUUAACGCUUUGGGGUCAUGUUGCGUUAUCUUCUCCGCACCAAACAUCGUUGUUUUUAUUAGAUAAAGUCGAAAAAGAUGUUCGACAGAUAGAGGAGACUUUAAAGGAAGAUCAAUCAAAUUGGCCUCACACAACUAAAAAGACCCAUUUACCUGUAAUAUUUGGGCGCACUGUAGACAGCCAGUUACAAUUAUUAAUAGAUUAUGUUUUGAGAGACUUUGUGGCCCGUUGGCUCAAAGAAUUAUCCCAUAAGCCAGAACCAGUGAUUGAUAAGUUCAAGGAACAUGUGUGGGGGGCUGUGCAGAACCUGUAUGAGAGGCUGUUACGUGUUGAUGCUGAGAAGUUACUGGCCAGUGACAUGGUGACUAAGAUCACACAGCAUUUUGAAAGGAUAAGAAUUGCUAGGAGUUGUGCAAUAGAACUAAAUCAGCCACCAGUAUUUGCUCUGGCUCCCCACCUGAUGUCCUAUGACACAGAGCUGCAUUACCUGAGGCAGAUCAGUGAGCUCAUCAUCAUGUUUCUGAUGCCUCGCUGCUAUUCUCUGGCACCAGCAACUCAUCUCAUGAGGGAAAUACUGGCAUGUAAAGUACUACAACCAGCAAUAGAUUUAGUGACAGAACCGGACUACAUAAAUCAGAAGAUUAUACAGUAUCUUGAGGCUCAGAAAGAAGUAGACGCGAUGCACGUGAGAACACACGAGUACGCCAAAACGUUUGAGGACUACAUUCGGCUGAUCAACAGCUGUAAUAAUGUCGACACACUGAAACGGUUACGAUACGACAUCGUCACACAAAUAAUGCAAGCAACGACCCUACAGAAUGUAAAACGGGCUAAAGGCGUAGAUAUAGAAGUCAUAGAAAAAAGUGGUUCACAAAAUGUUAGUAGACAACAAAUUGCUGAUGCUAAGAAACUGAAGAGGUAUAUAAACCAGCUGACUAUUGCAAAGGCGGAGUGUGAAACGGCUCUUAGGAAACUUGGUUGGGAUGGAGCUUUUCCUACUGUGGAGUCUGAUAGCAAGACAUUACCUCUACACAAAAUAAUGGAGAGUGUGACAGGAAGGCGGUAUCUCUCAAUGUUCCUGGAGACCAUGUGCUCUCAGGGUCUGGUCGGUUUCUGGAUGGCCGUGGAAGAGUUGAGGCACAGCCCUAGAAGUAGCUGGCACCAGCUCGGCGCCGAAAUAUUUUACACCUACAUUAGAUCGCCUAGUGCUGAGAUUAAAGUGGAUAAGGACACCAGAAAGAGAAUGGAAGCGUUCUUACUAGGAGAUAAAGGUCCAGAAGUAUUUUAUGAAGUCCAAGACACAGUCGUAGACACGAUACAAGAGAAAUACUACCACUCUUUCCUUCUGAGCGAUCAUUAUACCGCGUUGAUAGCAGAACUCGCUACCGAGGAAGCAAAUAAAGGGAAGGACAUUACAUCAGACAGGUCGCCAAUAGAAGACAGACAGUUGUCAAACGAAUCGGUAUCAUCAGCGGAGAGCGUGGCGGGGACGAUACACCUCACGGAACAUUCCACGUACGCCAGGCGGAAACUGGACGAGCUGCAGGAACGACAUAAUAAUAAAAUUCAAGCAUUAGCAGCUCUUAGAGCAUCGUUAAAACCGGAAUCCCCUGCGCUAGCUAUGUUGGCGAAUGAAGUAGAGAAGUUGGCUGGCGAACAAAUGAGAUUGGAGGCGCAUCUAGCCAGGACUGACACCUGGGCUGAACAUCUCGGCCGGUGGCGGGCUUCCGUGCAUAGCGCUGAGAUUAUAGACGAGUCGAAACCGCCGCAGUUCGUGAUAGUGGUGCAUAUGGCGGAGCAGGAAUCCAUGACAGAUGAGGAGAGGCCGGAACAAAUUACCACUGGAUGGGUACUGCUUAGGACUUUGAACGAAUUUCAGGAACUACAUCGAAAGCUACGGCCUAUGUGUGCGGAAUUGAAGAAUUUAGAACUACCAACGAAUUCGUUCAAGUUUCUAUUCGGGAAGAACGAUAAAAACUCCUUAGAGAAAGCUAAAAUUUUAAUACAGAAAUAUUUAGAAUUUGUUUUAGAAGACGAUAGACUAAACCAAAGCGAAGCUUUAUACACAUUCCUCAACCCGAGCUCCGAGUACUUGAAGCAGGGUGACUUACCAAAGAAGAAUAAGUUCUCUUUUUCUACGUUAUUUAAAAGUACAAGUAGUGAAGCGACGAACAGGUCGUCGCAGGAGAAGGAGCAGUUCACGCAUCUAUCGGCUGAUGAAGACGAGAUCUCGCUCUACUUGGACGGGAACGGAUCCGAUAACAAUAGCAAGAGUAUGACCAGCUCGUUACGUGGCGCAGGCGCCAUAGCAGAAGAAAGGGAUAGUAUAGCGGAGCCGUUGUACGCGCUACUGAGCGAAGUGUUCGACAUGCGCGGCGUGUUCCGCUGGCUCAGGAAGACGCUCGUCACCUUCGUGCAGAUCACGUACGGCAGGACUAUAAACAGACAAAUCAAAGAGACAGUGACGUGGUUGUUCUCUGAACAAAUGCUGCACUACUACAUCAGUGUAGUUCUCAAGUCGUGGUGGCCGGGCGGGACCCUGUCCGAGAACACUUCCAAUAGAAACUUUCAGGAUAAAGAGCACACGUGUACCCUGGCGCGGCAGCAGCUGAGUGAGAGCGUGGUGGAUGCGCUUGCCUCGCUGGUGGGCGCGCAGGCCGCCGCAAGGGGCGCGCACAAACUCUUCUACACGCUGCAGAAUACCACGCAUAAUAAACAGCUGUUUUAUGAACUGUUCGAAUUGGUACUUCUAGAAGUAUUUCCAGAGCUCAAACGCUAUCAGUAACUCACUAGGUAAGGUAAGCCAUGACAAUAGAUGUAUGAAAAGUACGUAGUUAUAAUCUUACAGGGAUCAUGUCCGAACACUACGCGGAAUAUUAUACAAAACGAAAAACACUCUUUGAGAGACAUUACUUUAUGUUAAACAAGUUUACGAUGUUGAUACUUCAAGAUGACUGCACAUAUCUUUUUGAUAAUGAAUAUCACCAUUUUUAAAGUCUCCACCCAGUUUUUAAAUUUUGAAAUCUCAACCCAGUUUUUGGAUCUGACGAGAAUGCUCUCUAUAGCUUGUAUACAACAUAUUUUAUGUACUCGAAUUAUUUAAAAAUGAACACAGCCAAAAUUAAAAUGUUAUUCUAAAAAAAACUUUUGGAACGAUCUUACAAAAAGAGCUCUCUUUAUACUUUGUCAUUUUAUUUAUACAUAAAACUUUUUGUAAUACAUAAUUCAAUUUGAUAUAAGGACGCAUGUAAUUAAGAGGUAGGUGAAAAUACGAGUUAAUGAUAACUAUAAGUUAAUUAGAUAGUAAAAAUGUAUUGAUCUCAAAUUAUUAAGUUCGUAUACCUCAUUACUCAUAAAGAUACAUAGCGUAACGAAUUAUCUCGAAUUUAUUUUCUUUUAUUAUUUAAUACAACAAAGGCCUCAUUUUCUUCCUAGCUUUAUCGUACAUUAAUAUUAUUUUGAUAAUAAAAAGUAACAUACAAUGAGUUUCCAUACAAUAAAAUUCAUUUGUAUAUGCCUGUUUGUAAAUGCAAUAUGAUUUCAACCUUUUACCUUCACAUUAGAUAGCCUAUUCCUAAACUUAUACUAUUAUGUAAAGCUGAAGAGUUUGUUUGAACGCCCUAAUCUCUGGAAUUAGGUACUGGUACGAUUUGAAAUAUAUAUUUUUCUGAUAGUCCAUUUAUCGAGGAAGGCAGUAGGCUAUAAAACGUCACGCUACGACCAAUAGGUGCCGAGCAGAGCGAGUGAAACCGCGCGGGAGUAGCUAGUAUAUUAUAAAACGUUAAUAUUUUGUGAACGUUACUUUUGUUAUAGUGUUGUGCCAAAGAAUGCACGGUUGACGCUUUGCUAUGAGUUCAUGCAUCGAACUAAAGAUAUCUACUAAAAUAAUCUAUCGAUGUUCCAAAUCUGUAAUCGUUACAAAUAUGUACCUGAAUCUUGAACGCUGAAACACGAAUGUUAAUAGACUUGAUAUAAAAAUGAAUGGAAAAUCAAGAUUCUUUAAUCGUUUUUAAAUACAUGUUGUUUAUAUCUCCAAAGCCUUACAUUCCAAAUAUAGUCGUUAUUUUUUUCUAAUAAUUUCAAUAUCUUGUAUUUAUUUAUUCUUCGAUGCAACAUUGCCAUUUUCCUCGCUACCAAAUAAGGUGCAGUCCUGAUAGGACUAUAAAAAGUAUUCACAAUGAGGUUAUUUAAAAAUAUUGAUAACAUAUUUUAAAUGUAGUAAAACCUUCCCUUAUAGUACUGCUAGGAAGUAGGAAGUUCACCCAUCGACCUGUGUGUAUGUCGAAUAAUAUUUAUGCUAGAAGCUAAGAAAGAUGUAUAUUUUUAUUAAUUUUGUUGGUUGUUUCUGUCAAAUAUCGAUAUCGAUAAACGAU
Messenger RNA from Spodoptera frugiperda (fall armyworm), 4745 nucleotides. RefSeq names its product sorting nexin-25 (gene snz). The record is from RefSeq and is a predicted model, not a curated record. Gene Ontology annotation, cellular component: intracellular membrane-bounded organelle. NCBI's taxonomy places the organism in Eukaryota, Metazoa, Arthropoda, Insecta, Lepidoptera, Noctuidae. The transcript has 17 exons. Gene Ontology annotation, molecular function: phosphatidylinositol binding. Bases 248 to 3157 code for a protein of 969 amino acids.